Anopheles marshallii is the source of this 4836-nucleotide messenger RNA. It is a transcript of the gene Efa6, whose product is annotated as PH and SEC7 domain-containing protein. The record is from RefSeq and is a predicted model, not a curated record. Gene Ontology annotation, molecular function: protein binding; guanyl-nucleotide exchange factor activity. The coding region runs from base 1 to 4836 and encodes 1611 amino acids. The transcript is spliced from 15 exons. Lineage: Eukaryota; Metazoa; Arthropoda; Insecta; Diptera; Culicidae. Gene Ontology annotation, biological process: regulation of ARF protein signal transduction.
AUGGCUGAGGAAGUGACGGCUGUGCUGCGGAUGAGCAAGGAUGGUACCACGUUCGGCUUUCAGCUCCGGCAAAUAGAUAUCGGCGAGCAUGUCAUAUACAAGAUCAUCGACAACACGCCCGCUGACAUGUGUGCAAAGGUGGAGAUAGGCGAUAUUGUGCUAAAAAUCAACGGCGUAGACGUCACUGGAUUGGCUACCAAAGAUGUGGUAAAAUGUGUACGGGUUUCACCAAACCCUAUGACGCUGCAGCUCCGAAAAGAUCCGCACGUGAAGCGUACGGUGUAUGAUAUGAUCAAAUCCACUUCACCCGAACGGGUACUGCACCAUCAACAGCAUCAGCUUCAGUCGCCACUGUCCCAGGGCCCGGAAGAGUAUACGGUAGAGCUGCGGCGCAAAAAGGACGAUACGCGGCUUGGCUUUGUGGUGCGUGCAACCGAUGUACUCGAUCACGUGAUCGUAGAGAUACGGGAAGAUUCGCCAGCUGCGCUCUGUGGAAAGGUGGAAGUUGGUGACGUUUUUCUUAAAAUUAACGAAACCGAUGCACAACAGUAUUCCCCACGAGAUGUGCUAAAGUGUUUGGGUAACGCUACCGAACCCAUAACAUUGCGUUUGAAACGAGAUCCUUGGAUCAAAAAAUACUUACGCGAACAGUACCAGCACGAACAGUUGGUAAUGAGUGACGAUUCGAUUGAAUCACAAUCGUGCAAGGUAAGUAGUGACAAUACGAACGGUUCACCAUCGCAUCCUGUAUCGCGCCUAGCCCAACCGAAACGUUCCAAGUUGUUGUCGCUCGACUCGGUGCUGAACCUCAACUCUCCCAAUACACAGGCAGGCGGGCGGACACCGGGGAAUGGCAAUCCGCACGCAGUGCGCGAGUGCCUAUCGGAAUCUGCCUGUCGUCCGUCCCGUAUACCGCAGGCGAUUGCACAAAAUAACUGGAGUGCACCACAGUCGCCGUCGCGUGGCAGGAAACCGCCCCGGCCGUCGCAGAUACCGACGGCAAGGCCCGACUUGCUUGUCACCCGUUUCGUUAUGACCGGUGAGUCUCAGUUUGAGACGCGGUACAACGUACCCGACGUGCAGACGCGUAAGCGAAUGAAAGCACCGCUGGUCAACUACGAUACGCUUUCCUCAUCGACCAGCCGCUCGGAAGACAAUAGCAACAGCAGCAGCUGUCUGAUGGAAGACAACGCAAACAACGAUCCAACCCAACCACCCUCGCCGGCUUCCCCGCUCUCGCCAACGGAUGGGCCGGUAAGCGACAAUAACGGACUGGGCCGUUGCGGCAACGGUGACGCUGGUCCGGUAAGCAAAAAGAAACCGCAUGGCGGUAGCAACGAUAACCACGGCUCGAACGGUAACAACAAUCUGCCGACGAGCGGUUCGUACGGUUCGAUCGGUACGACUGGCGAAAAGGGCGACAUGGUGGCAAAUCGAAGCAAUAAGGCGGAGGGUAGCGAACGUGACGGUAGGCGAGACGAUACCGCCGAGGGUGGUAACAGUGGAAACCAAAACGCAUACAGCAACGCGAAGGCAGACACCAAUCAUAGUGAUGCUGGUGGUCGGGAUGGUGGUAACGUUGCCUGGCCGAAAGACUGUGAUAGUGCGACCGGUGUUCCUAGCGGUGGUAUGCAGCUGCUAGCGAACAGUGACGCAACAACCAGGCAGCAGCGCCAUAACGUUGGUUCACGCUCGAAGGGUGACCCGAGCGAGGUUAGCUACUCGGUGCCAACAUCCCCCACAACGUACGGUGUGGGAAGUGGUAGUGGUGCCGGAGGUGUGGGUGAACAUUUGCUGUCCGCUGGCAAUACCGGACAUGAUUCGCAACAUCGCAACAACAACGAGAUGAGCAUCAACUCUAUGCCAACCAGCCCGGAGUACGCUGGUGCAGGCGGCCAUCACCAUCAUCAGAUGUUCCGGUACGGUGCCGGAACGGGCCCGGAUCACUCAUCGAUCGGUGGUGGCGCGGGUGGUGAUACCAGCAGCGGGGAACUAACGGCCAACACGAACAUGAGCUCUGGGUCGGGACCGAACGGUGGUAUGAUACGCAAAUGUGAUGCCGCUGGCUUCCGUACUAGUCGUUCGGAGGACCAUUUGCAGCAGACGCAACGGGACGGUGGCAUUGGGGCAGUUGUAUCGAUUGAUAUCGACGAGGACGUGAACAGUUCACUGAACACACUGCUCGAUACACGCCACGAUUCGCAGGAAUAUGCGAUACCGGAACGCGAGCGGUUUCUAUGGUCGUACAACGCGCAGGCAGCUCCAAAGACAGCCGGCAGUACUGGUGGCGAGCAUGUCGGCAGCAAUGCCACCGAACCCGGUGCCAAUGUGGUCUCACCACAAUCCUUCUCCAGCUCGGUUAGCUCCUCACCGCAGCGUUCCGCUAGCGACAGUCCCGCUUCACCUACCUCCGUUUCGAGCUCAGUCAUGUCUUCCUCUGGCGGGUCCCGUGAACAUUCGCAUGCUGGUGGUGCCGGUACGGCUAGUUCCUCGAUCGCCAACAAUCUUCCGGGUGGACACGGUGCACCGGGCAGCGGUAACCAAUAUCAUCAGCAACAAUCGCAGCAGCAGCAGCAGCAGCAAAACCAUCACCAUCAUCAGCAACAGCAACAGCAGCAACUACAUCAUCACCAUCAACAACUGCAACAGCAGCACUCGUCCAGCGGACAGCAUCCACCCAGCCAGUCCGGGUAUGGUGGUGGCCGUGAUCAUAGUGUAUCGGAGGCGGUAUCGAACAUCUCCAGCCCAGACUAUCAGGACGAGCAUGAUUUGCUCAGCACGAAAGACCUUAUGGCAAUGGCGAUCAGCGAUCCGAGCGAUUCGGAUUCAACCAUACUGAUAUCGGAAAAUACACACCGAUGCGACUUACCGAUGAAUCACACCGAGCGAGACCACAAGCUCGUCAUCCAGGUGAAGUCGGGCGAAGGCGGUAAUGGUGGUGGACCGGACCUAGAGGAAGAUUACGACGGUGCACGGUGUCUCGCGCUGCUGAAGGAAGCCGAACGGUCCGAGCUGGAAAGUUUCGAUUUAUUAGUGGAGGACGGCAUAAUGCCACCGACCAGCGCUGCCAACCUGUUGCCGGGUUAUGCGGACAGCACCGCGUACGGUGGUAGCGUUACGCGCGAAUCAUCUCCGCCGGUUUCCGACGAUGGUAGUGACGUGGACUCGUUACACUCGUUCCAUUACUCACCCAAAGGCGUCGAUCUGCCAUCGGCCGAGCGGCUUGCCAAGCGGCUUUACUAUCUGGAAGGCUUCAAGAAGAGCGAUGUCUCACGGCAGCUCUGCAAAAACAACGAUUUCAGCCGGGCAGUCGCUGAAGAAUAUUUGAAGUUCUUUUUCUUCGAAUGUCUCUCACUAGAUAAGGCGCUGCGAAUGUUUUUGAAGCAGUUUUCGUUAACUGGAGAAACGCAGGAACGCGAGCGUGUUCUGGUACAUUUCUCCAAGCGGUACCUGGAUUGCAAUCCGCGUUCGUUUAACUCACAAGAUGCUGUGCAUACACUCACGUGUGCUAUAAUGCUACUAAAUACGGACCUCCACGGGCAGAACAUAGGGUCGAAAAUGACGUGCGCAGAGUUUAUCGACAAUCUGAGUGACCUGAACGAUGGCGAAAACUUCCCCAAGGGUGUGCUGAAACAAUUGUAUUAUUCCAUCAAAGACAAGCAACUCGAGUGGGCACUGGAUGACGAUACCGAUCCAAAAACGGGUAACCGUAACGCUGAUGGCAACGGCAAUGGUGGCAAUGGUAAUGGGCUCGGUGGCGGUCCCGGCGGUCUGAACGGUGGCUCAGGUGAUGGUGGAUCAACGGGUGGUAGUCUGCAGGGGCCACCGGUAGGGCCAAAUCCAUUCCUCGAGGCGCCGGCCAUGUUUGCUGCGGUAGAGUACAAAAAGGGUUACGUCAUGCGGAAGUGCUGUUACGACACGAACUACAAGAAGACUUGCUGCGGCUUUGCUUGCACCUUUUCAGCCCCAUUCGGACGGCGCUCGUGGAAGAUGUUCUUUUGCACGCUGCGCGAUCUGGUGCUGUACUUGCACAAGGACGAGCACGGCUUCCGGAAGAACCAGAUGUCGGACAAUGUGCACAACGCGAUCCGUAUCCAUCAUGCGCUGGCGACGCGUGCCAGCGACUACACGAAGAAGCAGCAUGUCUUCCGACUGCAAACGGCCGACCAGUCAGAGUUUCUGUUCCAGACGAGCGAUUCAAAAGAGCUGCAGUCCUGGAUCGACACGAUCAACUUCGUGUGUGCGUCCUUUUCUGCACCACCGCUCGAGGGUGGAGUCGGUAGUCAAAAAAGAUUUCAACGACCGUUGCUACCGUGCACACACAGCCGUUUGCUGAUGCGCGAUCAGUUGGCGUCACACGAGCGGCAGGUGAAUAAAAUAUUAAGUCUACUGGAAGAGCACAAGGUAUCGACCGCACCACCGAAAGGUUUGGCGCUGCAGAACUAUAAGGAAAAGGAGGUGUACCUCCAGUACGAGCUUAAGCGGUACAAAACGUACUACAAUCUGCUCAGCUCCCGCCUGACAAUGGAGCCACAGGAUUUCAAUAACCAGCAUCAGGUCAGUGCGGCCGCACUGAACGACACCGGCGAAAGGCGUGAUGAUUCCUGCAGCACGAUGUUGCCACUCGGCGGGUUCGGUGAGUACGGUGCCAACAGUCAUCCGGUACCGGGUCAGCCACGGAACCAAACGGCCGGUAGCCUUAUGCCCAACUUCAUCCAGCAGCACCAAGGUAGCAAUGCGGUGACCAACGCCACCGGUCGGCCAGGAAUUUCGCCGCCGGACACGACACUCGGUGGUCAGGGCAUCGCAACACAGCAGCCUACCAACACCCUGUAG